AUUACAUAAAGAAAGAACCAACCGCCGCCGCCGCCACCCACCGCCACCUUCUACACUUCUGUCCAUAAACCACCACCACCACCUUACAAAUACUAAAAAUCUCACACCCCAAAAAAAAAAAAACACACCUUCACUACAACAAUGGCCAUCCACCACCACCUUCUCCUCCUCCUCCUCAUCCUCCUCUCCGCCGCCGCCGCCGCCGAUGACUCCGCCGUCAUGUCAAAACUCCUCUCCUCCCUCUCCCCGCCGCCCACCGGCUGGUCCUCCGCCACCAACUUCUGCAACUGGACCAACGUCAAAUGCGACCCGACCAACUCAUUCGUCACCGCCAUCGACCUCGACUCCGCCGCCGUCUCCGGCACCCUACCGCCGGAACUCAACCAGCUCACCCAGCUCCAAUCCCUCAACCUCCAGAAAAACUCCAUCACCGGAACCCUACCUUCCUUCCAAAACAUCACCACUCUCCAACAAAUCCUCCUCGACGACAACAGCUUCACUUCAAUCCCCGAUAACUUCCUCCUAGGGCUCACAAACCUCCAAACAUUCAGCAUCAGCCAAAAUUACAAACUAUCGCCAUGGGAAAUCCCUAAUUACUUAUCAGAAAGCACAAAUCUCGUCAAUUUCUUCGCCAGUAACUCCACUCUCAAAGGAACCAUCCCGGAUUUCUUCAAUUUCUUCCCCAAUUUACAGAAUCUCCGAUUAUCCUACAACGACCUAACCGGAUCCCUACCCGGAUCCCUUUCCGGGUCGGAAAUUCAAAACCUCUGGCUCAACAAUCAAAUACAAGGCUUAUCCGGUACAAUCAAUGUUUUAUCAAACAUGACUCAAUUGUCUCAGGUUUGGCUACACGCUAACGCGUUCUCCGGUGGGAUUCCCGAUUUAUCGACGUGCGAGAAUUUGUUCGAUUUACAGUUGAGGGACAACAAAUUUACAGGGAUAGUGCCACCUUCUUUGAUGAAUUUGCCUAAUCUUGUCAACAUUACUAUGCAGAACAAUCGUUUGCAGGGCCCUUAUCCUGAAUUUUCGAGCAAAGUUGAGGCGACGAUAGGGAUUACUAACAGCUUCUGUUUGGAGAAACCUGGACCGUGUGAUCCGCAGGUGAGUUUGCUUCUUGAUAUUGCUGGUUCGCUCGGUUAUCCGUUGCUGUUGGCCGAUUCUUGGAAAGGGAAUAAUCCUUGCCAAAAUUGGAGAUUCGUCAACUGCGAUUCGCUAGGGAAGAAUAUAACGAUUGUGAACAUGGCGAGACAGGGGUUUUCGGGUACGAUUUCGCCCUCGUUUGCGAAUCUUACCUCUCUGAGAAAUUUGGUGUUGAAUGAUAAUAAGCUCUCGGGUUCGAUUCCUAGUGUCUUGACUAGUUUGCCUCAGCUACAGAAUCUUGAUGUGUCGAAUAAUAAUUUAUCUGGCGAAAUUCUUGUUUUUCCUGCUAAUGUGAAGUUUAAUUACGGUGGAAAUAGUUUACUUGGUAAAAACGAAAGUCAGGGGUGCUGUGAUGGAGCAGGAGCAAAUCCUAUGAAUGCAGAUGGAUCGUCAUCGAAAGCGUCUUCUUCGAUUGGUAUGAUUGUUGGUGUGAUUUUAGCUGUCUCGAUAUUCGUCGGAGUUGUUAUGUUUGUGUCGUAUAAAGUCCAUUUGAAGAGACGUGGUAAGAUAAUCGGGAGGGUUGAGGGCUUGGAGGAGGGAAAAGGAAAGCCAAAGACUAAUUUUAUGAUCAAAACUCAGAGCCAAAAUAGCGGCGAUCAUAGUCAAAAGGGAGAAUCGAUGAACAGUUUCUCCAUCGAGAUUCUCAGGCAAGUGACGAAUAAUUUCGGCGAAGAGAAUAUAUUGGGCCGGGGAGGAUUCGGGGUUGUCUACAAGGGUGUUAUGGUCAACGGGACUAAAAUCGCUGUCAAGAGAAUGGAAUCCGGUGCGGCUACAAAGGGAUUAAAGGAGUUCGAAUCGGAAAUUGCGGUUCUUACUAAAGUUAGGCACAGGCAUCUCGUGGCUUUAUUAGGUUACUGUAUCAAUGGCAAUGAGAGGCUGUUGGUGUACGAGUACAUGCCACAGGGAACCCUAGCCCAGCAUCUGUUUGAAAGGCAGGAUUUGGGAUGUGACAGUCUGAGUUGGAAACAGCGGGUGACUGUAGCGCUGGAUGUGGCUAGGGGAGUCGAGUACCUUCACAGCUUGGCUCAGCAGAGCUUCAUUCAUAGGGAUUUGAAGCCGUCGAAUAUUCUUCUCUCGGACGAUAUGAGAGCUAAGGUUGCCGAUUUUGGAUUGGUCAAGAAUGCCCCCGACGGGAAUUGCUCUGUUGAGACGCGAUUGGCUGGGACUUUCGGCUAUCUUGCACCGGAAUAUGCUGCAACUGGAAGAGUGACGACAAAAGUCGACGUUUACGCAUUCGGAGUUGUUUUAAUGGAAAUAAUCACAGGCAGAAAAGCUCUAGACGAGACAAUGCCAUACGAGAAAUCUCAUUUGGUGACAUGGUUCCGAAGAGUCAUAGUCAGCAAAGACAACCUUAAAAAAUCCAUCGACCCAAUUCUCGAACCGGACGAUGCGACUUACGAGAGCAUAUGCAAGGUCGCUGAGCUGGCGGGGCAUUGUACUGCUCGAGAGCCGUACCAGAGGCCCGAUAUGGGCCAUGCGGUUAACGUGUUGGGCCCGCUUGUGGAAAGAUGGAUGCCUACGAGGCCCGAAGAAGAGGAAGCUUCUUCUUCGAGUGGGAUAGAUCUACAUAUGAACCUUCCUCAAAUUCUUCGGAGAUGGCAAGAUGAUGAAGGUUCAUCUAGAAUGUUCUAUGAUGAUGAUUUGUCUUUUAGUACACAAUCGAGCAUUCCUUCGAAGCCUUCGGGAAUUAAGGAUUCGGUUAGUUCUAUGGAUUGUAGAUGAUUUUUUUUUUUUUUUUUUUGGUUGCAAAUUGUAUUUGAUUUGUUCUUUCUUUCUUUUUUCCCACUUGAAUUGUAUUUGAUUUGUUUUAUUUUUUAUUUUUUUAAUUUUUAUUAUUUUGGAAGAUAAUUGUAAAGAAAAGAUGUGUUGAUAGUGAGGUGGAUGGUGUGUAUUUUAUUGGAUUAAUUUAUUAUAUUAAAAUGAUUAUCCGA
Erythranthe guttata (spotted monkey flower) is the source of this 3071-nucleotide messenger RNA. RefSeq names its product receptor-like kinase TMK4. The record is from RefSeq and is a predicted model, not a curated record. Lineage: Eukaryota; Viridiplantae; Streptophyta; Magnoliopsida; Lamiales; Phrymaceae. Gene Ontology annotation, molecular function: protein kinase activity; protein binding; ATP binding. Gene Ontology annotation, biological process: protein phosphorylation.